AAUUAACAACAUACAGAGGCAAUUCUUCCAGCUGCAGUUGUUUGUAAGGUUUUUUUUUUAAUACCCGAUUAGAAGUUGACAGUAAAACAUAGAGCUGGUCAAAUCUGAGGUGAAAGACAGCCGAUGAGUUUUGCAGGGAGCAGAAAAAAUCGCAUCUGUUGUGAAGGGAAACUGCUCACAGAGAGAUAGCAUUAAAACAGUCGGAAAGCAUCACAGUGGGUCACCUGGUCCACCCUCCCUGUCCUAGAGCACAUUGCACAGAACUGCACCCAGACAGCUUCCAAUAUCUCUAGAUGAAGAGAUUCCACAACCUCUCUGGGCAAUCUGUUCUAGUAUGGGGUCACCUGCACAAAGUUCUGCCUCCUAUUUAUAUGGAGGUUCCUAUGCAUCAGUUUCUUCCCAUUCAGUGGUGACCUAGUGGUUGGCACCCCAGAGCAGAGCCUGACACCUCCUCUUUAGGCAUUUAUACAUAUUAAUGACGCCCCCUAUCAAUCAUCUCUUCUCAAGGCUGAACAGCUCAGCUGUCUCAGCUUUUCCUUGUAAGAGAGAUGCCCGAUCCCUUAAUCAUCUUCAUCCCUGUGCUGGACCCGCUCCAGGAUCUCCUUGUCUCUGUCACUGGGGAGCCCAGACCUGGACACAGCACUCCAAGCAGAGCCUCAGCGGGGCUGAGCAGAGGGGCAGGAUCACUUCCCUGCCCCUGCUGGCAAUGCUCUUCCUAAGGCACCCCGGGAUACCAUUGGCCUUCUCGGCCACAAGCGCACUGCUGCAAGACCUUGCUGUCCUUCAGCCCCCCAGGUCCUUCUCCACAGAGCUACUCUCCGGCAGAUCACCCCAGCUCCUCACGGUGUAAUUGUUAUAACUGACCCGUCCACUGGAGCUUUUAAGAACUAAACUACUGCCAAAUAACUUGUAUAAAUUGCAAGCUUAGUAAAAGAUUUGGAUGGAGUCUCAGUAUCUGAAGCAAUGCCUGGGAGAUUGCUUGAAGAAAGGACUGGCAGAGGUUGUAGAGCAUCGGCCAGCAGAUCCAAUAGAGUAUCUUGCACACUGGAUUUACAAAUACAGAAGAAACUUAGAUGAAGAAGAAAAGAGAAUACUGGAGAGAGCUGAGCUGGAAGAAGAACGGGUGGCAGCCCAAGCAGAACUUGAAAGGUUAAAAAUCGAGGAAGAGCAGCGGAAACUGGAAGAGCAACGGCAGGCUGAGUUGGAGAAAGAACUUGCAGAGUUGGAAGCACAGAAAAAGGAAGCUGAAAGGCAGUUGCAGCAGGCAAUAGCUGAAGUUACAGAUGAACCUGAGGAGCCAGAUGAGAGUGAACCUGGUCAAACAGACCUCCCAACAGUAAUAGAAGAAGAAGAAGAGGAAGAAGAAGAAGAAGAAAAUUAGAACUGACCUGAGAGCAGUAAAUCUAUUUUCUACUCAUUACUUGCUAUCCUGAAGUGUAGUAUCUUGAUUUAUGUAUUUUAUAAAUAUAACUGAUUUAUGUAACUGUUUCUCUGGUGUGUGUUUUCAAGGUCUUUGUAUAAAGUCUGUUAUUUCUGAUACCUAUUCUUCCUUUUUGUUCUUAAAGCAUUGUAACUAGCGUGGCUGAUUUAUAGGAAGAAAAUUGCAGCUGAAGUGAAAGAAACAAAUAUAUUUUCUAAUUGUUGCAUAUUGAAGUAACCAUAAUAAAUAACAAUAUAACUAAAGUGUCAAUAUGAUUUGAGGAUAGAUGCUACAAUAUGAUAAUUUGAAUCAAUGUUAUAAAAGACUAAAAUAUUACUGAAAAUUA
Molecule: messenger RNA, 1766 nt
Organism: Zonotrichia albicollis (white-throated sparrow)
Lineage: Eukaryota; Metazoa; Chordata; Aves; Passeriformes; Passerellidae
Gene: DYDC1
Product: DPY30 domain containing 1
Cellular component (GO): Set1C/COMPASS complex
Source: RefSeq, a predicted model, not a curated record